Syngnathus typhle (broad-nosed pipefish) is the source of this 2164-nucleotide messenger RNA. It is a transcript of the gene cdk5r1b, whose product is annotated as cyclin dependent kinase 5, regulatory subunit 1b (p35). Gene Ontology annotation, cellular component: protein kinase 5 complex; cytoplasm. Lineage: Eukaryota; Metazoa; Chordata; Actinopteri; Syngnathiformes; Syngnathidae. The transcript has 2 exons. Bases 90 to 1007 code for a protein of 305 amino acids. Gene Ontology annotation, molecular function: protein kinase binding; cyclin-dependent protein serine/threonine kinase activator activity. The record is from RefSeq and is a predicted model, not a curated record. Gene Ontology annotation, biological process: brain development; positive regulation of cyclin-dependent protein serine/threonine kinase activity; activation of protein kinase activity.
GCCAUCCGCAGAGUGAAAAAACGAGCGACAAGACAGGACGCUCGCCGUCCCCUCCCGAGAUCUUGCGCCGUCUCCUCGCCGCCGUCGCCAUGGGAACCGUGCUCUCCCUGUCGCCCAGCUACCGCAAGGCGGCCCUGUUUGAGGAUGGGCCGGCCACGGUGGGCCACUACACGGCGGUAAAGAACAGCAAGAACGCCAAGGACAAAGGCCUGAAGCGCCACUCGCUCAUCAACGUGCUGCCGUGGAAGCGCAUCGUGGCUGUGUCGGCUAAGAAGAAGGGCUCCAAGAAGGUGCAGCCCAACGGGACCUACCAGAACAACGUCAGCCACCUGAACAAUGAGAACCUGAAGAAGUCGCAGUCGUGCGCCAACCUGUCGUCCUUCACGCAGGACCAGAGCACUCCGAGCAACAAGGCCUCCAACGACAACUCCUCGGUCAAGAAGGCCCCGGCCCCGGCGGUGGUUGCCGCCGCCCCCGGGACCCCCAAGCGGGUGAUCGUGCAGGCGUCCACCAGUGAGCUUCUGCGCUGUCUGGGCGACUUCCUAUGCCGGCGCUGCUACCGCCUCAAGCACCUAUCGCCCACCGAGCCGGUUCUGUGGCUGCGCAGCGUGGACCGCUCCCUGCUGCUGCAGGGGUGGCAGGACCAGGGCUUCAUCACACCCGCCAACGUGGUCUUUGUCUACAUGCUGUGCCGCGACGUGGUCUCUUCCGAGGUGGCCAGCGAGCACGAGCUACAAGCCGUGUUGCUCACCUGCCUCUACCUGUCCUACUCCUACAUGGGCAACGAGAUCUCCUACCCGCUCAAGCCCUUCCUGGUGGAGAGCUCCAAGGAAGCCUUCUGGGACCGCUGCCUGUCCAUCAUCGACUUGAUGAGCGCCAAGAUGCUGCAGAUCAACUCGGACCCACACUACUUCACGCAGGUCUUUGCCGACCUCAAGAACGAGAGCCAGAAGGAAGAGGAGCGCAGCCGCCUGCUUAUCGGCCUGGACCGGAGGGCCAUCGCCUGACUGCUGUUCGUCGUCACGCCACGGCCAUGAAAUCCUCUCUCCCGGUCUAUGCGGACUCGCGUGGACUUUGAUGAGCCCGGGACGGAACGUCAGCUGCGGCGUUAAGGCUUGGGGAUUUUUUUUUCUCUUUUUAAGGAGGGAGGCCGGCGAUCUCUCGGAGCAGACAAAGCAGUGAACGCUGGGAAAGAUUUGUUACGUUAUCUGACUUUUUCUCAACCAGAAGACGGUGACUGUAUUUUUUUUUCCCUAUUAUGACAAUUUAGUGGAUGUUUUCACACCUGUGUGGAGCUUAUUUAUUGCUUUUUCUUUACGGCUCUUCUGGAAAAAGCUCAUUUUCAUUGUAAUACUUGAUGAUGAUGGUUAGAAUGACAUGUAUUUUGCACGUGUGCCGGCGACUUUAGCGCAACGUCGUCUUCUUUGGACUUGAUGAUCUGCGUUCGUGUUGAUUUUUAGCUCUGCCUGCUAAGCUGAUUUUUUUUUUUUUGCUACUUAGCGUGCUCAUCAUGGACAGUUAAGAGUGCCAUAUCCUCCAUCACACUCUCCCUUCCACUGAUAUCUACUCACUCGAAUGACUUUAGCUCAUUACACGUCAAUGAACAUUUUAGCUUGAGCUUAUCAUCUUUCGUGGGGAAUUAAGAUUGCUUCUGGUUGAGUGUCAGGGAUUUAUCGCGGGUGACGCGCAGGAAUAAUCGGACCAGCACCACCGCCACGAUGUCAAAACAACUGGAAUAAAGUGGAGUGAAAAGUCAAAAAAGUGCUUCAUUGGUGAUACUUUUUUUUAUUUAUUUUUUUAUAAUCUGUCCUACUCAGCUGCUUAGACACGCACAGGGUCGAUUUUGUGUGCCUUUUGUUUUUAUUACCCGAACAGUUUGAGUUUUUAUAUUUUAGAGGUCACAUUUCUCCGCUGUAUUUUAUUGCCAGCAUCAAAUUUGAUGAGUAUUUGAUAAAGUCUAUCGACAGAGGGAAGGCUUACAAGUGUGCUUAAAAGGGGAGGUCACAUUUGAAGAUUACGACGGAGGCUUUUAUGCGCAUCAUUGAAAGAUAAUACAUCACUGGAGUCUACCGUGUUUGAAAGAUUCCCCCCCCCACUGCCCCCCCCGAAUCUUUCUUUUUUUUAUCUUCCUCUUCUACUUCAACUGUCCUGUUUAGCGGAAAUG